Messenger RNA from Dentiscutata erythropus, 246 nucleotides. The record is from the annotation of a GenBank genome assembly. NCBI's taxonomy places the organism in Eukaryota, Fungi, Glomeromycota, Glomeromycetes, Diversisporales, Gigasporaceae.
AUGUCUUCAUUCGUCAAAUUCGCCAAAUUUCUCACUUCGCGAAAUAUAGUCAGAAACAAACUUAAUUACACGAAUAUCAAUGUUCAAGCAUCUAAGUUUACGAAACAUGAUUUAAAAGAACUGAGUGUUAAUUUUCAGCCAGCAUCCAAUGAUCUCGUUAUCCCUAAUGAAAAAAUUGAAGAUUUUCCAGAAAAAUAUAUUUGCCCCAAAGUAAAUAGAGUCAUGCUCGAUCAAGCAGAAUUUAAU